GUCCAUAUGCACAGCUGCAGACGCUGGGAAGAGAUGCCAUGACCUUCACCUUCACCGUCCUGAUCUGCCUGGGACUGAGUCUGAGACCCAGGACCCCAGUACUGGCAGGGAACUUACCCAAGCCCACAAUCAGAGUUCAUCCAGACUCUGUGGCCUUUAGGGGCAUGCAAGUGACCAUCUCAUGUCUGGGGACUUCAGACACAUGGAAAUACCUUCUCUAUCAAGGGAAAAUCUCAGGAUUCCACCACAAAAUGACCUCAGCAGAGCCUGGGAAGAAAGCUGAGUUCCUCAUAGAAUCAUUGGGAAAACACAAUGGAGGGCGAUAUUACUGUCAAUAUCAGACCACUGCUGGAUGGUCAGAGCUCAGUGACCCCCUGGAGCUAGUGGUGACAGGAGUCUAUGACAACAAACCCAGCCUGUCAGCCGUGCCCAGCUUUGUGGUAGCCUCGGGAGAGAACAUGACCCUUCAGUGCAUCUCACAACAGGGAUAUGACAAGUUCAUUCUGACUAAAGAUCAGUUCUCCAUCUCCCUGGACUCACAGUACAUAUAUUCUACUAGGCAGUUCCAGGCCCUGUUCCCUGUGGGUGCUGUGACACCCAGCCAUGCGGGGACAUUCAGAUGUUAUGGCUACUACAAGGAAAACCCGCUGGUGUGGUCUUAUCCUAGUGAUGCUCUGGAAAUAAAUGUCUCAGCCUGUCUUCCUUCCAGGGCUGCUAAGAAGCCCUCCUUGCUAACCCAGUAGGAUCCUGUUCUGGACCCUAAAGAAAACCUGACCCUCCAGUGUUAUUCUGACAUUGGUUACAGCAGAUUCACUCUGUCUGAGGAGAAGGCUGACCUUCCCCAGAACCCUGGCCAGCAGCGCCAGGUAGGACUCUCUCAGGCUGGCUUCUGGCUUCCCCUUGGACCCCAUGUGUAGAUCCCAUGGGGCUGGUACAGUUGUGGUGCACACAGGCUCUCCCACAAGUGGCCUGUACCAAUUGAUGCUCUGAACAUCCUGAGAGUUAAUGAGGUUGACAACCUGGGACACCUGCCUCCCCUGAUAGACUUGACCCUGUGUGACCAGCCCCACAAUGCACAGACACCCUUGGUCACCUGUUAUCCUACUUGUCUUAGACAAGUUAAUGAAGACAAAGAUGACAAAGCCAAUACUAGGGGUGACAGUCACGAUGGGACUCUCCCCAAGCCCAUUAUCUGGCCUGAGCCAAGCUCUGUGAUUGCAAAGAAUAUGCCUGUGACCAUCUGGUGUCAGGGAACCUUCGAGAGCCUGGAGUACCAGCUGCAUAAAGAGGGAAGCCAAAUUCCCUGGGACAGACAGUAUCCACUUCUGAUCAAGAACAAGGCCAAGUUCUCCACCCAAUUCAUGACAAUGGACUAUGCAGGGCGAUACCACUGCCGCUACAGCAGCCCCGCUGGCUGGUCAGAGCUCAGUGACCCACUAGAGCUUGUGAUGACAGAUCCUCAAGACCAGUCCAACACCACCAUUGAAUCUGGCACUGGGAGUGCUUCACAGCCCCGGGAUCACACAGUGGAGAAUCUAAUACGAAUCACUCUGGCAGCGCUGGUCCUAGCCACUCUUGGGAUUCUGCUGUUUGAGGCUCUUCACAGCCAGAAAAGGGCCAAGGAUUCAAUCAGGAGAUGUUUCGGUUCUGGAAUUAAAAGCUCCCCUCAUCCAUCUAUUGAGAACAGAAAAGAGAGAACACGACUAGCCAGUGCCUACACAAACCUUGUCCAGGGACCGUACCCCUCAGCUGGGUAUGAGUCCACUGGCAGACCCCAGGGGAUCAGGAGUAUGCAGGAAGGAGAGGAUCUUUCAGGAUACAGGGACAAAGCUCUCAGAGGGAUUUCUCUUCCAGGACUGGGGCUCAGCAUCAGGACUGCAGCACUGACAGGGACUCUCCCCAAGCCCAUUAUCUGGCCUGAGCCAAGCUCUGUGAUUGCAAAGAAUAUGCCUGUGACCAUCUGGUGUCAGGGAACCUUCGAGAGCCUGGAGUACCAGCUGCAUAAAGAGGGAAGCCAAAUUCCCUGGGACAGACAGUAUCCACUUCUGAUCAAGAACAAGGCCAAGUUCUCCACCCAAUUCAUGACAAUGGACUAUGCAGGGCGAUACCGCUGCCGCUACAGCAGCCCCGCUGGCUGGUCAGAGCUCAGUGACCCACUAGAGCUUGUGAUGACAGGAGUCUACCAAAACCCCAGCCUGUCAGUCCUUCCUAGCCAUGUAGUGACCUUAGGAGUGAGCAUAACCUUCCAGUGUUGGUCAGAGCUGGGAUUUGGCACCUUCAUUCUUAUCCAGGAAGGAAAACCCAGUCUCUCCUUCACUCUGGACUCACAACAUCACAAUCGACAGUUCCAGGCCCUCUUCCACGUAGACUCUGUGACUGCCAGGCACAAUGGAACUUUCAGAUGCUAUGGAUAUUUCAGGAACACUCCCUGGGUGUGGUCACUGCCCAGUGACUCCCUCAAGGUUUUGGUCUCAGCAGAUCCUGAGGACAAGUCCCCCACCACCACUGAGGCUGGCACUGAGAAUGGACUGGAAACAUACCAGAAGGUGCUGAUCGGGGUCUCAGUGGUCUUCCUCCUGCUGCUCCUCCUCUUUCUCCCCAUUCUCCUCCAAUACUGGUGUAAAGGCAAAGGCAAGAAUGCAGAUCAGAGAAAGGCAGACUUGCGCCUUCCUGCAGAGGCAGUGCCCAUGGAUAGAGGUCCUCAAAACAGCUCCAGCUUAGCUGCUGCCAUCCAGGAGGAAAACCAGUAUGCCACAGUGACAGACAUACAGCCCGAGGACAGCAUGGAAAUAGACUAUCAGAGCCCACCUAAGGAAGACCUCCAGAGAAUGAUGUAUGCCCAGGUAAAACCCUCCAGGCUCAGGAAGGCAGUGGCCACCGCUUCAUCCCCACUAUUUCAGGGAAAUAUUGGACAUGAAGAACAGUCAGGACAGGACAAAGAGACUUACCUGCAGGCUGCUGUAUUCAAGGAGUCCCAGGAUACGACCUAUGCCCAGCUGUGCAGUAUGACACUCAAACAGGAGACAAGCUAAGACCAGCGAUCACUCUGCUCUGGUGCCCACCAGCAAAGGGAGAAGACCCAGACUCCACAGUUCAUGAAGGAAGACACGGGGCCACCUGAGCACACAGGCUCUGCCCCAACUGAGAUCUGGCUAAUGAACCCCAGCCAUCUUGCAGACCUCUUGUGUCAUCAGGAGAUCUUUGAAACCGAUGACUCUUUUGAUUAUGCAAUCAGAGAUAACUAGUGUCCCUACAUUUUGUAAAUAAAGCAAAAAUCCUUUUCAAUAAUCAAUGAAUGAAAUGAGAAGAAAACUGAGACUGUUUUGAAUUGAACGAUAAUGUAACCAUGGUACACUAAACUAUGGAACUGGAAAAAUCAGAACCAUGAAUAAAUACAUAAGAAGAUGAA
This is a messenger RNA of Nannospalax galili (Upper Galilee mountains blind mole rat), 3409 nucleotides long. Its product is annotated as leukocyte immunoglobulin-like receptor subfamily B member 5. Lineage: Eukaryota; Metazoa; Chordata; Mammalia; Rodentia; Spalacidae. Gene Ontology annotation, biological process: cytokine-mediated signaling pathway. The record is from RefSeq and is a predicted model, not a curated record. Gene Ontology annotation, molecular function: inhibitory MHC class I receptor activity.